AGAUUCACAUAGUCAACAAACAACUGAUGGAGGACAGCCCGGUAUAUGAAGUGAAGCCUGAGGAUGGAAUCGGUAGGACUAGAGUGUUGCACAGAAAUAUGUUGCUCCCCUGUGAUGGACUGCCAGUUGAAAAAACGGAGGUUAAAAGGGAAGAGAAAAAAAUCAAGGCUCCAGUGAAGAAAAAAGUUGUAGACUAUCAACAGUCAGAAAAUGAAAGUGAUUCUUCUGUUAGCAGUGAUCUUGAGGACUUUGAAGUGAUUAUCCCCGGUCACCCGCAAGAGACUGAAAGAAGACCGAAUCAAGUGUCAAGUCAGUCCAUGGAUCGCGGUAAUGGUAACUGCACUGAUGAGGAUGGAGAAGCUAGUAAAGCGUCUAGCGAAGAAUCACAGGCAGGUGAAGGUUCCUUAAGUGGUACAGAGUCUGCUGAUCCACCGCAAAAAAAGGUUGAAAGUGAUGACGACUCAAUGCAGGACGCUGAUGAUGAGACCAACAUCAGGGACCCCCGACCGCAGCGUCGACGAAGAAGGUACCCAACCAGACUGACAUAUGACACCCUUGGGAACCCGACGAGGUGUGAACUACGACCGACAAUGAAUGUGUUGAGUAACCCCCAGCCGGUGUUAUCAGCCCCACUACAGCGCCUCUAUCAGAUUGUAGUAUCGCCAGUGAUAUCGAACCCAUGGACCUAUCAGGUAGUGUGGAGACCUGUGCAAAUGGUCAACUGCCACUAAACCAAGAUAUCGGAUACACUGAAUGAUCAUAUGAAGCAAGCACUGCAGAAUAUUAUUGAAUUACAAGUUUUAUGUCUGUAGACAUGCAGGUUUACCAGAAUUAUCCCACUGGGUUAACUAUAUGUUCCAUGUAGACUUGCAGUAUUAUGUUGACUGGCCAUCUCAUAGUAUUGUGGUUCUCAAGCGGUUUCGAUAUUCGGGUUGUAUAUUGGAAUUUAGAGUGGGAAUGUUGGUAUUGUGGAUUACUGAACUUGUGUAUGGCUAUGAACCAAAGGUAUUUUAAUCUGUGGCAAAUUGAAUGUUGAUUAGUGGUUAAUAUUUACUUGUAAUUGUAUUGAUAGUUGCAUACAAAUGUUUCGAAAUGUCGGGUCGACAUUUUUUAUGGGGGCGAGUGUAAGAAUGUAGAAUAUUAGCUACCUUCGGUAAUAUGCCAAUGGUCAAAGGGGGAUAACUCUGCCCGAAGAGCUGAGGGACGUCCGUUGUCAACGGACCAAUCAGAUUGCAGCGUCAUGCUCGUGUCUGGAGCCCGCCAUAAUAAAAUUGGAUCGACAUAAAUCUGCUCUGUUGUUUUAGGCUGGUUGCUGAGGGUCUUACAUUUG
Messenger RNA from Haliotis rubra (blacklip abalone), 1330 nucleotides. RefSeq lists its product as uncharacterized. The coding region runs from base 27 to 731 and encodes 234 amino acids. Lineage: Eukaryota; Metazoa; Mollusca; Gastropoda; Lepetellida; Haliotidae. The transcript is spliced from 2 exons. The record is from RefSeq and is a predicted model, not a curated record.